Molecule: messenger RNA, 3988 nt
Organism: Ahaetulla prasina
Lineage: Eukaryota; Metazoa; Chordata; Lepidosauria; Squamata; Colubridae
Gene: ALG6
Product: ALG6 alpha-1,3-glucosyltransferase
Exons: 15
Coding region: 16-1626 (536 amino acids)
Biological process (GO): protein N-linked glycosylation
Cellular component (GO): endoplasmic reticulum membrane
Molecular function (GO): dolichyl pyrophosphate Man9GlcNAc2 alpha-1,3-glucosyltransferase activity
Source: RefSeq, a predicted model, not a curated record
GGUAAGGCGGGACCAAUGAGCGGGUCGGACGCGCGCACGCCCAUUGAACCCCUUCUCGCGCCUGUCAGUUUCGGUCUGGACCGAAGACCAGCUAUGGAAAAAUGGAGCUUAAUCACAAUUACUGUGUUACUUGGACUUAUUGUUCGAUGGACUGUAUCACUUGGUCCUUAUUCAGGUGCAGGAAAAGCACCUAUGUAUGGAGACUAUGAAGCUCAAAGACAUUGGCAAGAAAUUACUUAUAAUCUGCCAGUCAAAUACUGGUACUUUAACACCAGUGACAAUAAUUUACAAUAUUGGGGCCUUGACUAUCCACCUCUUACUGCUUAUCACAGUCUUCUGUGUGCUUAUGUGGCAAAGUUAAUAAAUCCCAGUUGGAUUAUUCUACACACAUCUCAUGGGUAUGAGAGUCAGUCACACAAGUUAUUUAUGCGUGCAUCAGUUCUUGUUGCUGAUAUGCUAGUUUAUAUUCCUGCAGUAAUCUUAUAUUGCUGUUAUUUAAAAGAGACAUCGGUAAAAAAGAAGAUUUCUAGUGCUCUCUGCACAUUGCUUUAUCCAGGUCUCAUUCUGAUUGACUAUGGACAUUUUCAAACCAACAUAUAUAAUUCUGUGAGUCUUGGUCUUGCUUUGUGGGGAGUCCUGUUUCUCUCUUAUGACUUUGACCUCUUGGGCUCCGUAGCAUUUUGUUUUGCUAUAAACUACAAACAAAUGGAGCUCUACCAUGCUUUGCCCUUCUUCUGCUACCUGCUGGGAAAGUGCUUCAAGAAAGGCCUGAUGGGCAAAGGAUUAUGGUUGUUGAUGAAACUGUCUUUUAUUGUCACUUUUUCUUUUGCGAUCUGCUGGCUCCCAUUUUGUACAGACAUUGGACAAAUUUUGCAAGUGCUCAGAAGACUCUUUCCAGUAGAUCGAGGUUUGUUUGAGGAUAAAGUAGCCAAUAUUUGGUGCGCUGUAAGCAUUCUUUUCAAAAUAAAGACAAUCCUGACAAGAGAAACACAACUUAAAUUAAGUUUUGCUUUAACAUUCCUGACUGUACUUCCCAGUUGCAUAAAACUGACUCUGCAACCUUCGCUCAGAGGAUUUAAAUAUAGCUUGGUUUGCUGUUCAUUGUCUUUCUUCCUCUUCUCAUUCCAAGUGCAUGAAAAAUCUGUUCUUCUUGUUUCAGUACCAGUCUGCUUAGUUAUACAUGAAAUUCCUUUUAUAUCUACAUGGUUUCUUCUAGUUUCAACUUUCAGCAUGCUUCCUCUUCUAUUAAAGGAUGGCCUUCUUUUGUCUUACACUGUCACAAUGUUGGCUUUCCUCCUGGUGUGUACAACUUCUUUUUCAAUAUUUGAAAAAACAUCUGAAGAAGAUCUGCAGUUAAAAAAACUUUCCAGUUACCUAAGGAAAUACUUUACUUGGUUUAAGACAUUUUCAAAAGUUAUGAAGAGUUCAUUUUUCAUCUCAAUAACUCUGAUGAGCAUCCUGACUUUAAUGAGUGCCAUGAUGGAACCUCCAAAGCAUCUACCAGAUUUAUUUCCAGUAGCUGUCUCUGUUGUAUCCUGCUUACACUUUCUCUUUUUCUUACUGUAUUUUAACAUCAUUGCAAUGUGGGAAUCAAAAGAUAGUCGAAACCAGAAAAAAAUAAAUUAAUUUCAAGUGCCGACUUGGAAAAUUAAUAGCUGUUACUUGGGACAUGCCAUUUAUGUUUCCAUAGACGUUUGCCUUAAAGCGUUCUAUAAUGGAAUGCAAUUCUUUUUGUCAUUUCAUGUAUUUUCUAAGAAAAGCCAGAUGAAAAUAUUUACAUGUUAAUAUGUGCUGUUCACAAGAGACUUGUGCUUACUGCUCUUUUCUGUGCAGUAAAAAAAGAAUCCUUGACACUUGACAGUAAGUUCAAAAUGAAUCCAGAAAAUAAGAAGCAUCUCAACAAUCUGUGCAAGUUUAUUUUAAACAGAUAUAAUACCCUAAUAAUUUAAUAAUGUUAUGAUUGAAUUGGUUUAAUGUACUUCCCAAAAUAAAACAUGUUGACGUUACUGAUUGUAUGUUACAGCAAUUACUCAUGUCUAUUGCUACUAAGUGCUAUCUCUUACAGUGUAUUUGAUUACACAUAAUAAAUUGCCUUAUACUAAAUUUCAAUAUCCUCUCUAUUAUAAGCUUAAAAUCAUCAUGGUCAAGUGUCAAGUGAUUCAGUAUCCGUUCAUCCUUUCCUGACAGUCUUAUUUCAGUAUUAACCUCAAUAAUAUCUGAAGGCCAUAACAAGAAUUACAGUGUAUAGCAGUGGUUAAUACUUUCCAUGUAUAUCAACAUGUAAACCUUAUAGUAUUGGGAGAUUUUCCCACAUAAACAUAUGAGUCAUUGUGUAAUUAGGGUUCAGAUAAUUGAUUUAGGAAUAGGGAAACCUGAGUUCUAGUCUUUUCAUAGGCAUGGAAGCUGGUUGUGUAAUUUUGGGCCAGCCAAGCUUUCUCUUCUGACUGGAAAGUUGAAAAACAAUCUACCAAUGUGCUGAACUAAAAGGCCUUCAUCCUUCAGUAGACUGAGAGAAAGAAAACCUCAGUGCAGCACUAAAACUAGAAUGCUUAAUAGAUCACUCAGAAAAGCUCAAAUCAUGUUGCAAAAUCAGGUUAUUUUGCAUAUUGUCUUGUAAGACACUUGCUUCUUCAUAAUGUGGUGGGCCGCGGUGUGGCUCAGGCUGUAAGAUAGCCUGUUAUUAAAACACAGCUGCCUGCAAUUACUGCAGGCUCGAGUCCCACCAGGCCCAAGGUUGACUCAGCCUUCCAUCCUUUAUAAGGUAGGUAAAAUGAGGACCCAGAUUGUUGGGGGGGGGGCAAUAAGUUGACUUUGUAUAUAAAUAUACAAAUAGAAUGAGACUAUUGCCUUACACAAUGUAAGCCGCCCUGAGUCUUCGGAGAAGGGCGGGAUAUAAAUGUAAAUAAAAAAAAAUGUGGCAAUUGAAGGCAAUUUUAUAAUACAAGGUCCUAACAAAAAAUAUUGUUUGUUUGAUUAGUCAGAUUUCCAUUCUGACCAAUGGAAGAUUUAAAAGUUUUGCUUUUCUGUUAUAUAUGAAUAUCCUCAAUAGAGAUGCAUGUAAACUUCUAAGUUCUGAAGUAAUGGGCAGGGUUCUCUUUGACAUCUACCAUAUGUAGUCAAAAUCCCUAGCAUUAAUGGUAAGUAAAAGUGAUCAGAUAACUGAUUUGGGGCUGGGUUGAAUUACAGUAAUGAUAAAUGCAUAUUUGCAUUGGUUCUUUUCCUUCCUGAAGGAUUAGUUUCAUUCAAAAGUGGUAGGAAAGAGAUUGUUGUGUAUAUGGGCAAGUAUUUUCAUGUAAUACUGAUUUUUACUGAUAUGUCAUAACCAUCCUCAGGCUGCACUGGCAUUUCAAGCAUUAUUCCAAAUACCGGAUAUAGAUUUAAACUUUUAUAUUAGAUAAAGUUUUUUAAAAUACAGACACAAUAGGUCUACUUUCCAUAGAUUUUUCUCUAGAUUCAGCUACCUACUAGAAAUACACGAAUGGAAAAAUGAUAUUCCAUUUUAACCUUACUAAAGCAUACCAAUUAAAUAGUACCAUUGAAUUUGAUAUCCUUCUGUUGCGCACAAAUUAGAUAUAAUUUGGGGGAUCUGUCAUAACUUUGAACAGUUGCAAAGUGACCAAUCAUAAGUCAAGGGCUACCUGUACUGGUGUCAUGGUUUUAUUCCCACGCAGUAAUUGGAGGUUAAGAGCAAGUGCUCAUUAGCAUAAAAAAAGCUUAGUAUUAUAGGCAUUGCUUCCUUUCUCCUUCUGAUGGCUUUCAGUACAGGGAGAGUUAUGAUACUCCUUUCAUAGAAAUAUAAAAAAUAUAUAGUAUCUGUGUUUAUUUACACAGCUAUUAUUGAAAAGGGGAAAGAACAUAAAACUGGUAAUUAUGAGGUUUUAGUAGUUGACAUUCUAUAGAGAAGUAAAUUCUACUAAAAUCAGCGAAACAAAUGUAAUUAAGAAAUUUAGAACUAGCUAUGUUGUGUACUAUUGAGUUAUAACUUGGU